AUGUCAAGAGAAAAGAGAAUAAUGAAGGAGAUGCAAGCCAUCAAAGAAGACCCGGAGGCCAACAUUGGCUUGCAAUUCGUGAACGAAGGCGACAUUCAUCUUAUGAAAGGGUCAUUUCUUGGACCUCCAGGAACACCUUACGAGGGCGGUAAGUUCAUGGUUAACAUAGAGGUACCCAUGGAGUACCCUUUCAAGCCACCCCUGAUGAAAUUCGACACAAAAGUGUAUCACCCUAAUAUUUCUUCUGUGACGGGAGCAAUCUGUCUGGAUAUUUUGAAGAACGCAUGGUCCCCGGUGAUUACUUUAAAAUCGGCUCUUAUAUCAUUACAAGCAUUACUUCAGUCUCCAGAACCCAACGAUCCCCAAGACGCGGAAGUUGCGCAACAUUUCAUUAAAGACAAAGAAUCUUUCAACAAAACGGCGGCUCUGUGGACUAAAACAUAUGCAUGUGCUCAUUUACAAGGAGAACCUGCAGAUGUUGAUGAGGCCUCACUUUAUGGGAUCGAUAACGCUCUCAUCGAACAAUUCAUGGCAUUGGGUUUCACACGGUCAAAAAUUAUUGAGGUGGUAAGGAGACUAGGAAUAAAAACUAUGUCUCCGGGCGACAAUGAAACGGUCAAUAAAAUAUUAGAACAGCUUGUAAGAUGA
Molecule: messenger RNA, 648 nt
Organism: Lachancea mirantina
Lineage: Eukaryota; Fungi; Ascomycota; Saccharomycetes; Saccharomycetales; Saccharomycetaceae
Source: the annotation of a GenBank genome assembly